This is a messenger RNA of Punica granatum (pomegranate), 3853 nucleotides long. The record is from RefSeq and is a predicted model, not a curated record. NCBI's taxonomy places the organism in Eukaryota, Viridiplantae, Streptophyta, Magnoliopsida, Myrtales, Lythraceae.
GUUAAUGAAUCAAUUUUUGCCCUUACCCCCCAACCCCUACCUCCACCUGGUUAGGAGAUUGAACAAAAACCCUAACGGGUUCUUCCUUCUUGCAAGAACCAAUCGCCGCCGCCGGAUUGAUCUCAGCCGUUAAAUUCUGCCCUCCCCUUCGCCCCCCCCCCCUCCUCUCCCCUGUCUCUUUAACCCACAGCUCUCACCCGGGUCUCUCUUUCUUUUCUCCGUUUUCGGUCGUCACUUUCCCGGAAAGGCGUAGUUCUUGCCCGGAAUUGAGCUCGAACGCUGAUGAUGACGAUAGCUCUAGCUGGGUAGUUUAUUUAUUGGGUUCGAGUUCGAGUUCAAAUACGUCGGUUUUACGACCCGUGGAAGUUCCGCGCAUGAUCAGCUCCGACAAGUGGAGAUGCGCGUGAUUGAUUAGCUGGAGAGACCAAUGUUGGGUAGCAGCGAAGGAUCGUUUGGAGACGAGCUGGAGAAGGAGAUAGGGAUGCUGCUCCAGGAGCGGAGGAGGCAGGAUGCUGAUGAUCGGGAGCGCGAGCUGAACAUUUAUCGAAGUGGCUCCGCCCCGCCCACUGUUGAGGGCUCAUUAAGUGCAGUCGGAGGGCUGUUUGGAGGAGUCGGCGGUGCAGCGUUCUCGGAGCUCGCGGCGAAUGGGUUUGCAUCCGAGGAGGAGCUUAGGUCUGAUCCAGCUUAUCUCUCUUAUUACUACUCUAACGUGAACCUGAACCCAAGGCUGCCUCCACCUUUGCUCUCGAAGGAGGAUUGGAGGUUCACCCAGAGGCUUAAGGGAGGUGGCUCGGGGUUGGGUGGGAUAGGAGAUAGGAGGAAGGUGAAUAGUAGUAGACCUGAUAAUGGUGCUGGGAGGUCCUUGUUUUCUACACCCCCUGGGUUCAAUUCAAAGAAGCCCGUGAACGAGUCUGAGUUGGACAAGGGUCAUGGCUCGACCGACUGGGGCAAUGAUGGAUUAAUUGGUUUGUCGGGAUUAGGGCUAGGAAAUAAGCAAAAAAGCCUCGCUGAAAUCUUUCAGGGUGAUUUAACUUGUCCAGCACCAGUCACUGGGCAUCCUUCUCGUCCAUCGAGCCGAAACUGCUUCGAUGAAAACACUGAUAUGAUCAACUCCGCUGAGGCUGAGCUGGCAAAUCUACGGCGAGGAUUGCCUUCGUCAGAUGCUUUGAGGUCCACUGGAAAUGUUCAUGGUUCCUCUGCGUCCCAAAGCAUGGGCUCAAGUUCUUCAUUCUCUUAUGCAGCAGUCCUGGGUUCACCGUUGUCCCGAAGCAAUACACCUGAUCCUGUAAUUGCUCGGGCUCCAAGUCCCUGUCUUACUCCUAUUGGAGGAGAGAGAGUCGCUGCUGCUGAGAAGAGAUCAAUGACUUGCUCUCACCCUCUUAAUAACCUCUCUUCCACCCUCAACGAGUCUGGAAAUUUAGUCGCAGCUUUAUCAGGACUGAACCUGUCAACUAAUGGUGCACUAGAUGGAGAAAAGAUUCUAAAACCACACAUUGAAAUGAACCCCGAUAAUAAUCAUCGGGAAUCCUUCUUUGGCGUGCAGGGCGCUCAGAGUCAUGCUAAACAGCAUACUUAUUUAAAGAAAGCUACCUCUGGGCAUCUAAAUAUUGGAGGCGGAUCAGAAGCAAACAAAACCUUGAUAGCUGAUCACCGUGUUGAAAAAUCUUCUGCUGCUGCUGCUGCUUCUAGAAGCUCUUACUUGAAAGGAUCGCCUGCCUCUGCUUCUAAUGGUGGAGGCAACUUAGCUGCCCAAUAUCAGCUCAUGGGCACCCCAAAUUCAUCAUAUGAUAAUUACGGCCCGGGCGGUUUCUCCUUAGAAUCUGCAUUGUCAGGACAACUAGGAACAGGAAAUCUUCCUCCCCUGUACGAGAAUGUUGCUGCAGCCUCCGCUAUUGGAGGCAGUCUAGCUUCUGGAUCAAAUAUGGCCGCUGCAUCAGAAUCGAGCAAUCUGAGUCGAGUGGCAAACCAAAUUUCUGUUGGUGGAGCUCUUCAGCCACCGUUCGUGGACCCCAUGUACCUUCAUUAUCUGAGGACCACCGAGUAUGCUGCACAAUUAGCAGCUCUCAAUGAUGCCUCGAGAGACGGAAACUAUUUAGGGAACUCUCACUUAAAUCUUCUGGACAUGCAAAAGGCUUAUCUGGCGCCACUGGUAUCACCUCAGAAGUCCAUGUAUAAUGUCCCCUUGAGUGGUAAAAUGGCAGGUUCGAAUCAUCAUGGUUUUUACGGUAAUCAAGCUUUUGGUGGUGGAGUUUCGUAUCCUGGAAGCCCAUUGGCAAACCCUCUAAUUCCGGGUUCUCCUGUCGGUUCUGGAAGUCCAAUGAGGCACAGUGAUUUUAUGCAUGUGAGGAACUUAGCUGGUUGGCAGUUCGACGCAGGCUAUAACAUGAAUGAGAGCUUUGCAUCCUCUCUUCUUGAAGAAUUCAAGAGCAACAAAACUAAAUGUUUUGAGCUCUCUGAGAUUGCAGGCCAUGUGGUUGAGUUCAGUGCUGAUCAGUAUGGGAGCCGAUUUAUCCAACAGAAACUCGAAACAGCGACUGUGGAAGAGAAAAACAUGGUUUAUCAGGAGAUCGUGCCGCAUGCUCUUAAUUUAAUGACAGAUGUGUUUGGUAAUUAUGUCAUUCAAAAGUUUUUCGAGCAUGGGCUUGCGUCUCAGAGGAGAGAGCUCGCUGGCAAGUUAUUUGGACAUGUAUUAUCUCUUAGCCUUCAGAUGUACGGAUGUCGAGUAAUCCAGAAGGCCAUAGAAGUUGUUGAUUUAGACCAGAAAAUAAAGAUGGUUCAAGAGCUCGAUGGGCACAUAAUGCGCUGUGUUCGUGAUCAGAAUGGCAACCACGUUAUCCAGAAGUGCAUCGAAUGUGUUCCUGAAGAGGCUAUCGACUUUAUUGUCUCGACGUUCUUUGAUCAGGUUGUGACCCUCUCAACCCAUCCAUAUGGGUGCCGUGUGAUACAGAGAGUGUUGGAGCACUGCAAAGAUCAGAAAACGCAGCGUGAAGUCAUGGAUGAGAUCCUAGGAUCUGUUAGCAUGCUCGCGCAAGAUCAGUAUGGAAACUAUGUGGUCCAGCAUGUACUCGAGCACGGGAAACCUCACGAGCGAUCUGCUAUAAUCAAGGAGUUGACUGGAAACAUAGUCGAGAUGAGUCAGCAGAAAUUUGCAUCAAAUGUCGUGGAGAAGUGCUUGGCAUUUGGUAGUGCUGCCGAACGCCAGCUUAUGGUGGAUGAGAUGCUUGGGACAACUGAUGAGAAUGAGCCUCUUCAGGCAAUGAUGAAAGAUCAGUUUGGAAAUUACGUUGUACAGAAAGUCCUUGAGACAUGCGAUGAUCGUCAGAGAGAGUUGAUUCUUUCUCGAAUCAAAGUUCACCUGACUGCUCUGAAGAAGUACACUUAUGGAAAGCAUAUCGUAGCCCGUGUAGAGAAGCUUGUUGCUGCUGGAGAAAGGAGAAUGGCUGCUCAAUCUCUGAACACUGUGUUAGGGAGUUCAUAGGAAAGAAAGUGAAGUUUGUACAGCUAACUGACGUUAAGCGUGAGCUUCCUCUUCCUCUUUUCUCUUCGUCGCUGAGCUGUGGCUCUUACCUUAUCUCUUCUAGAACAAGUACGAGGCAGUUGAUAAUAAAGUCGACGCUCUUGGUAUAAGAACUGUAAAUUAUUGUAGUUUCAGUCGAUAUACGUAGAGAAAAUUGAGCAUAGACGAGGUGCUGGUGUUGAAUGUGUGAAUGUUUGGAGAGUGUAAAGAAAGUUACUAUAAGGGGAGGGGCGAGGCUGUACAAAUGUUUGCCAUGUGGAGAGCUGUUAAUAUCUUAGGCACGGCAGGAAUUUUCCUUACAAAGUAUUGGAAUGGCAUUUUUCUUUCAUGACUUUC